UAAAAGUCCAGUUCGGGCCAGAAACUUCAAUUUGUUGCCUGGUGCAGCAGGUAGCAGUGAUCCUCCGAGGCGUUCGGUGCUCCGGUAGCCGCCACGGCUGGAGAGCGAGUGUUGCCAUGGAAGGCAUCAGUGUAAGUAUAUAUACUUCAGAUAACUAUUCUGAAGAAAUAGGCUCAGGAGACUAUGACUCCAACAAAGAACCGUGCUUCCGGGAUGAAAAUACCCAUUUCAAUCGGAUCUUCCUGCCCAUUAUCUACUUUGUCAUCUUCUUGACUGGCAUCGUGGGCAACGGCUUGGUGAUCCUGGUCAUGGGUUACCAGAAGAAACUGAGAAGUAUGACUGACAAGUACAGGCUGCACCUGUCCGUGGCUGACCUCCUCUUCGUCAUCACUCUUCCCUUCUGGGCUGUUGAUGCCAUGGCGGACUGGUACUUUGGGAAGUUUUUAUGUACGGCUGUCCAUGUCAUCUACACCGUCAACCUCUACAGCAGUGUCCUCAUCCUGGCCUUCAUCAGCCUGGACAGAUACCUUGCCAUUGUCCACGCCACCAACAGCCAGAGGCCAAGGAAGCUGCUGGCUGAAAAGGCAGUCUACGUGGGUGUCUGGAUCCCUGCUCUUCUGCUGACUAUACCUGAUUUCGUCUUUGCUGACGUCAGCCAGGGGGACGGCAGGUACAUCUGUGACCGCCUUUACCCCGACAGCCUCUGGGUGGUGGUGUUCCAGUUCCAGCACAUCAUGGUGGGUCUUAUCCUGCCAGGCAUUGUCAUCUUAUCCUGCUACUGCAUUAUCAUCUCCAAGCUAUCACACUCCAAGGGCCACCAGAAGCGCAAGGCCCUCAAGACAACAGUCAUCCUCAUCCUGGCUUUUUUUGCCUGCUGGCUACCAUAUUACGUUGGGAUCAGCAUCGACUCCUUCAUCCUCCUGGAGGUCAUCAAGCAAGGAUGCGAUUUCGAGAGCCUUGUGCACAAGUGGAUCUCCAUCACUGAGGCCCUGGCCUUCUUUCACUGCUGCCUGAACCCCAUCCUCUAUGCCUUCCUUGGAGCCAAAUUCAAAACCUCUGCCCAGCAUGCACUCAAUUCUAUGAGCCGAGGCUCCAGCCUCAAGAUCCUUUCCAAAGGAAAGCGGGGUGGACACUCUUCUGUCUCAACAGAGUCAGAGUCUUCAAGUUUUCAUUCCAGCUAACACUUAUGGAAAGACAUAUAUAAUAUAUAUACAUAUAUAUAUAUGAUAAAGAACUUUUUUAUGUUACACACUUUUCUGAUAUAAAAGACUGACCGAUCUUGUACAGUUUUUUUUUUAUUGAUUGUUGGAGUUUAUGUUUCUUUAGUUUUGUGAGAUUUGACUUAAUUUAUAUAAAUACUGGUGUGUGUUUGUUUUGUGAGAAUGAGUGUCUAGGCAGGACCUGUGGCCAAGUUCUUAGUUGCUGUGUGUCUGGGUGUAGGACUGUAGCAUUGUAGAAAGAAGAACUGAACAUUCCAGAAUGUGUGAUGAAUUGAAUAAAGCUAGAAGUGAUCCUCAGCUGUUGCUGCAUAAUCUCUCCAUUCCCGAGGAGCACGCCCCCACCUCCCCACCCCACCCCACCCCAUCCCCAUUCUCAAGUUGUUUAGUUGUACUGUGUGACUUUUCUAUGAAGGAUGGCACUUAAAACCAAAGCCUGACACAGUUUAGGAAUGCUGGUUGUUUGGUGGGUUGAUUAUAGCCUUGUACAGUCUUGUAUUAUGUUGUUAAUAAAACUCAAUGAUAAACUUA
Messenger RNA from Phodopus roborovskii (desert hamster), 1748 nucleotides. RefSeq names its product C-X-C motif chemokine receptor 4 (gene Cxcr4). The transcript is spliced from 2 exons. The record is from RefSeq and is a predicted model, not a curated record. NCBI's taxonomy places the organism in Eukaryota, Metazoa, Chordata, Mammalia, Rodentia, Cricetidae. Gene Ontology annotation, cellular component: membrane. Gene Ontology annotation, molecular function: cytokine binding; chemokine receptor activity. Bases 117 to 1181 code for a protein of 354 amino acids. Gene Ontology annotation, biological process: neurogenesis; chemotaxis; brain development.